AAGUCAAAGACUCCCAGUAUUGCUGGUGAAACACCUGAUGUCAAGGAUAUUGAGAAAUCUCCUAGCGUAACAAGUAUUCCAGCAGAGUCUAAGGAUAUAUCAGACAAGUCAAAGACUCCCAGUAUUGCUGGCGAGACACCUGAUGUAAAAGAUAUUGAUAAAUCCAGGUCCCCUAGUGUAGCGAGUAGUCUAGCUGAGCCAAAGGAACCGACGGAUAAGUCUAAGACACCAAGUAUUGCUGAAGAUAUUUGUGAUCUGAAGGAAAUCGAAGCAAAAGAUACUGAGAAAUCCAGAUCUCCUAGUGUAGCGAGUGUCGCAGAUGAACCGAAGGAUAAAUCUAAAUCGCCUAGUAUCGCUGCUGAUUUGAAAGACGUGGAUGAGAAAAAAACAGAAAAAUCUAGGUCACCUAGUGUUACAAGUGUUCCAGGGGAAGCUAAAGAGGUUUCGGAGAAGUCAAAGACUCCCAGUAUUGCUACACCUGACUUGAAAGAUGUUGAGAAAUCUAGAUCUCCCAGCGUAACAAGCGUUCCAGCUAAAUCGAAAUCUCCUAGCAUUGCUGGUGAGACACCUGACUUGAAGGAAGUUGAAACGAAAGAUGAAAAAUCUAGGUCUCCUAGUGUGACAAGUGCUGCAACUGAGCAGAAAGAAUCGCCGGAUAAAUCUAAGACACCGAGUGUUGCUGGCGAGGCAUCUGAAUUAAAAGAUGUGUGCACGAAAGACGAUGAGAGGUCCAGAUCUCCUAGUGUUUCGACCGAACUGAAAGAGCCAACUGAUAAAUCAAAGUCGCCUAGCGUUACUAGCGAGAAAGCUGAUUUAGCGGAUAUUGAUGCAAAAAGUGGCGAAAAAUCCAGGUCUACUAGUAUUACAUCUGUUGUAGGCGAACCAAAGGAAAUAACCGAUAAAUCAAAGUCGCCCAGUAUUGCCGGAGAAAUUCCUGAUUUGAAGGAUGUCGAACCGAAAGAAAUAGAAAAAUCUCGAUCUCCUAGCAUCACGAGUGUUCCAACUGAAGUAAAAGAUAAAUCAAAGUCUCCUAGUAUCGUUGAUGAGACACCUGAUGUGAAGGAUGUUGAGAUGAAAGACGCUGAGAUAUCUAAGUCUCCAAGUAUACAGGCGGACACUGUGGAUAAAUCAAAAUCACCUAGCGUUGCUGAUGAAGUGCCUGAUUUAAAGGAAGUUGAGACAAAAGACACCGAGAAAUCUAGAUCUCCCAGUAUCACGAGUGCUGCAGCAGACAAGUCCAAAUCACCGAGCCUCGCCGGAGAGGCGCCCGAUUUGAAAGACAUUGAGAAGUCCAGGUCUCCCAGUGUAACAAGCAUACCGGCUGAAGCAAAGGAUGCGUUGGAUAAAUCGAAGUCACCUAGUGUUGCUGGCGAGACACCAGAUUUGGGGGAAAUCGAGGUUAAAGAGCUAGAAAAAUCUAGAUCUCCCAGUGUAACAAGUGUCCCGGCUGAGGGAAAAGAGCCAUCGGAUAAAUCGAAAUCCCCUAGCAUUGCUGGCGAAACACUCGACUUGAAGGAUGUUGAGAAAUCCAGGUCUCCCAGUGUGACAGAUGUUCCAGCGGUAGUUAAAGAAUCGGAUAAGUCGAAGUCGCCCAGUAUCGCCGGUGAGACGCCUGAUUUAAAGGAUGUCGACAAGUCUAGAUCACCUAGCGUACCGAGUGCUCCUACGGAAUUGAAAGACGCGUCAGACAAUGUAACGAGUAUUUCGGCGGAGCCGAAAGAACGAACAGACAAAUCGAAAUCGCCUAGUAUCGUUGGCGACGCUGCUGAUUUGAAGGAGAUCGAAACUAAGGAAAUUGAAAAAUCUAGGUCUCCAAGUGUGGUUAGCGUUACAAUUGAGUUGAAAGAUAAAUCCAGGUCUCCCAGUAUUGCUGGCGAAGCGUUGGAUUUAAAGGACGGGGACUCUAAAAUCACUGACAAAUCUAGGUCACCCAGUGUAACGAGUGCUCCGGCAGAGGCGAAGGAUUUCUCGGAUAAGUCAAAAUCUCCCAGCGUUGCCAGUGAUAUAUUGGAUUUGAAAGAUGUCGUAGAGAUUGUGGACAAAUCUAAAUCUCCAAGUGUAGUAGAUGUUUCAGCAGGGCUGAAGGAUGUCGCGGAUAAGGCAAAAUCACCCAGCAUCACUGAAGAAGCAGUUUGCUUCAAGGAGUUCGACGUAAAGUCAAUUGACAAGUCUCGGUCUCCCAGUGCAACAGACGUCGCAGCGGAACCAAAGGAAGCAACAGACAAAUCCAAGUCGCCUAGCAUCGCCGGCGAGAUACCUGAUUUGAAGGAUGUCGAUAAAUCCAGAUCUCCAAGUAUACCGAGUGCUCCGGUAGAAGUCAAGGAUGCAUCAGAGAAGUCAAAAUCGCCCAGUAUUGUUGAGGAGACGCCUGAUUUGAAAGAGGUUGAAGCUAAAGAUACUACGAAAUCUAGAUCUCCUAGUAUAUCUCCAAGUGCUCCAAUGGAAUCUAAAGAUGCAUCGGAUAAAUCAAAGAGUCCUAGCAUAGCUGGCGAGACACCUGAUUUAAAGGAGGUCGACGCGAAAGAAACUGAGAAGUCUAGAUCUCCUAGUGUCGCGUCAGAAUCUAAAGAU
Heterotrigona itama is the source of this 2571-nucleotide messenger RNA. The record is from the annotation of a GenBank genome assembly. Lineage: Eukaryota; Metazoa; Arthropoda; Insecta; Hymenoptera; Apidae.